UUUAUGCCAUUCAAUUAUUCGUAUAAGCUUUUUGCAAUGUCAUUUACUUAUAACAACGUGUUUUAUCAUUUAAUAAUGAUAUAUAAGUAUUGUUUUAGUCAUUAGACACGUAUAUAGGUCAAAUCGUAAAAUUCAAACAUUUGUUUUUGCUUGAUUACAGUAAAUUGCAAUUAAUUGGAUUUAUAGUCAACCUUCUAAACCCCUCCCACGUGCGUCAGAUUAUGUUCUGAGUCAAGAAAGUCCAUUACUUGUCUGUCAUACUAUUGCUUUGUUGAAUUAAAGCAAUUGUCUACAUAGUUUUAUACCCACAAUACACAUUUUUCUUUGAAAAUUUCUUCCUAUAGUACUUUGUACUAUAUACAUUUGAGACAGGUGAGAGUUACAAGUUGGAACAUAUGAUUUCUAACGAUUCUGAGUUUGACGAUGCACUGUGUGUAUCUGAUUCUUUGGAAAUCACACUCAAUGACAAUGAUACCAAUAUUAUUCAAAGUAAUGAAGAUACUGAUAAUAAUGAAUGUCUUGGUGUGAUACCUUUGUCUACUAUAUAUCAAUUAUCUAAAAAAAGCCCGAACUGUAAUAUAUUUAUUCCUGGUGAAGACGUGCAUGUGGAGAUUAUCGAUAAUGAACGCAGUGUAACAACGCAUCCUUUGAACCCAAAUUUGUAUACCAUACAGUUUAGGCAUGGUCGUUUCGUUUGGAUAAUUAAAAAGAGGUACAAACAUAUUCAAAAUUUACAUAAUCAAUUGAAAAUUUACCGUGCUAGUUUAAAUAUACCAUUUCCAACUAAAACUCACAAAGAAAGAAGGAAUAGUUUAAAAAGUUUAGUAGAUCUAAAGGAAAGGAAAGGUCGUAAAGGUGCAUUACCAAGGUUUCCGAAUAGACCCGAAGUUCUAGUACCUUAUGAGCAAUUAGAACAUAGGAAAAGAUUAUUAGAAGAGUAUUUGGCUAAUUUAUUGAAAAUAAAGAUUUAUAUGCACCAUCCUGAGACUAUAAAUUUCUUAGAAAUUUCACAGUUAUCAUUUAUAGCAGAUUUAGGUAUGAAAGGCAAAGAAGGACUUAUUUUAAAACGUACAGGAUCAGGUGCAAAGACUGGAUGUAAUUUUUGUGGCUUAUUAGAAGGCAUGUGUUGUAUUAAAUGUAAUAACUUCUGUAAAUAUUUAUGCGGAAAAUGGCAUUCAAGGCAUCUCGUCGUUAAGGAUACUUUCGUUGCCUAUAUUAGGCCCAAGGAUGGUAGCAUAAAAUCAGUAAUUUUAAUGGACAAUGGUUUUGGAAUCAGUUUUGGGAUGUAUACAACUGGUUCAAGAAGUGGUAUGCAAAUUGUAAAUCUUAGUAGACAUAUAAUAAUUGACUGUUGGACCAGACGAAAGGCUAAAGAAUGGAUGGAAUUUAUCCAAGACGUUAGUAAUAAAGAAGGUCGUUGUUUUAUACAGUCAAAUCCGCACAAUUCAUUUGCACCAUAUCGCUCUUCUACACCCGCCACUUGGUUUGUCGACGGAUCAAGUUAUAUGUCUUCUAUAGCAGACGCAUUAGAGAAUGCUAAAGAAGAAAUUUUUAUUGCAGACUGGUGGUUAUCACCUGAAAUUUUUUUGAAAAGGCCAGCAAUUAACAGCGAUUAUUGGAGGCUAGACAAAAUUUUACAAAGAAAAGCUCUCAAGGGGGUAAAAGUAUUCGUAAUGAUUUAUAAAGAAGUCGAAGUUGCUUUAGGAAUAAACAGUUUUUAUAGUAAACAACAACUUGUUGGAAAAUGUCCGGAAAAUAUAAAAGUAUUACGACAUCCAGAUCAUGCAAGAGUAGGGGUGUUCCUUUGGGCGCAUCACGAAAAAAUUGUAGUUAUUGACCAAAGUAUUGCAUUUCUUGGUGGCAUUGAUUUAUGCUACGGCCGAUGGGAUAAUAAUAAACACAGACUAGUGGAUUUAGGUUCAACCCAUCAUUCUAGUAUUUAUAUUCCAUCUGGAGGAAAAUGUAUCAAUACUAGUAGUAAGAAAGUAUCAAACUCUAAACAAUUUAAACAUGUCUUGCUACCACUAGCUAUUGCAACUAAUACGGUUGUAAUGGCUACUACGAAAACAAUACCCGUAAUGUCAGUAACCAGCUCCAGAGCAGUAAUGCCAUUGGCAAUGCCACAAUUUACUCCAGAAGAUAUAAUGUUCAUGCCACAACCGUCGGAGGUGGAUACUGUGAAAUGUGAUACCCCAACAACAGAACGAAAAAAUCUUUUUGGCAUGGCUAUAAAUACCAUGGAUAAAGUAAAACAGAACAUAAAAUUAAAAAGACAGGAGUUAAUUAAUAUGGUGUACAAUCCGAAUGAAGGAAGUAGCGAUGAAGAAGAUGUUGUAGAUAGUGGCACAUUGCACACUCUAAUUGAAACUAGCGGUUCAGUGAUAGAUAAAUCAGAAGAUGUAUCUUCAGAAUAUUCGGGCACAGCUAAACUCUGGUUAGGAAAAGACUAUACAAAUUUUAUCGUUAAAGAUUUUAAUGAUCUUGAAAAACCUUAUCAAGAUUUAGUAGAUAGAAGCACGACACCCAGAAUGCCAUGGCAUGACAUAGGAGUUAUGGUACAAGGUGCAUCGGCUAGAGAUGUUGCUAGGCAUUUUAUUCAACGUUGGAAUGCAAUUAAGAUGGAAAAAGCAAAAUUAAAUGCAUCUUAUCCAUUUUUACUUCCUAAAUCGUACAGUGAUUGUAAAACUUACGUACCGUUCAUUGAAGAAGCUAAUGUGCAUAAUGUGCAAUGUCAAGUGUUGAGAUCAGUCAGCUCUUGGUCAGUUGGUUUCCUUGAUUCUGAAACCUUAGAACAAAGUAUACAAGAGGCUUACAUAGAUGCGAUUAGUAAAGCUGAAAGAUAUAUAUACAUAGAAAACCAGUUUUUUAUUACACUGGCAUCUAUGGAACGAACGGCUGUAAAAAAUCGUAUAGGAGAAACAUUGUUGAAACGAAUUUUGAGAGCUCAUCGAGAAGGCGCAAUAUUUAGAGUAUUUGUAAUCAUGCCACUACUACCAGGUUUUGAAGGUGAAGUUGGAGGACCUAGUGGUACAGCUUUACGUGCUAUUACUCAUUGGAACUAUGCUUCUAUAUCCAGAGGGAAAGAUGCCAUCUUAAAUCGACUAAUUGAUGCAGGAAUAGAAGAUCCUAGUGAAUAUAUUACUUUCCAUGGGUUAAGGACGCACGCAAUGUUGAAUGGUACAUUAGUGACGGAACUAAUUUAUGUUCAUAGCAAACUGUUAAUUGUGGAUGACAAUACAGUGAUUUGUGGUUCAGCCAACAUUAACGAUAGAAGCAUGAUAGCAACACGAGAUAGCGAAAUUGCAGUAAUAAUACGAGAUCAAGAAUUCGAGGAUGGAAGAAUGAACGAUAUACCAUUUCUUUGUGGUAAAUUUGCAGGAUCAUUACGGAAACAAUUAAUGUCUGAACAUCUAGGAUUAUUUGAGACAAAUGAAGAAAUAGAUUUAACUGACAUAAUUCAAAAGUCAUUUUAUAGAGAUGUAUGGUGUGCUAGAAGUAACCGAAAUACGGAAAUCUAUGAGGAAGUAUUUCAUUGCAUUCCUACAGAUAAAGUUGUUAAUUUUUCUAUGUUGAAACAAUAUCAGAAUGAGGAACCACUUUGCUCAUCUAAUCCACUUCUGGCGCAAGAAAUGAUUGAAAAAAUAAAAGGUCAUUUAGUGAAUAUGCCACUAAACUUUUUAUGUAACGAGGAUUUAAAACCUGCUGCUGGUACUGUAGAAGGCAUUAUGCCAACAGCACUCUGGACAUAAAUAAAUUUUGAUCAGUAUUUCGAUAUUUUGUUGGAUUUGUAUAAACAAGAUAAUGACAAAUGGCGUUUCCAUUAAUCACUAGAAAUUACAGAAAGAUUACAUUAUUUUAACUAACAAUUUUAUCGCGUAUUUAAAAAAGAUAUAAGUGUAAUCUUUUUAUAAACUAAAAUAACAAACGUUUUUUACGUAACUAGGAAAUAUUUUAUAACUUAAUAAUAGAAAACUUCCAACAUUCCUAGAUAUUUGUUACUUGUUCACAAUAACAAUAAUAUGAAUAUAAUAACUGUUACUAAUUUAAAAAGAAUUCUAUUUUAUCAAGAAUUUAAAACAUAUUAGUACUUAAGUCACGAUUUUAUCUAGUUGACUUUUGUGUUGCAAAUUCUAUUUUGUGAUAUUAUUUAUUUGUAAUUAAUGAUAUACAUAAUAAAAACUGUG
Messenger RNA from Nomia melanderi (Alkali bee), 4184 nucleotides. It is a transcript of the gene Pld, whose product is annotated as Phospholipase D. Gene Ontology annotation, biological process: phosphatidic acid biosynthetic process; regulation of vesicle-mediated transport; phospholipid catabolic process. Lineage: Eukaryota; Metazoa; Arthropoda; Insecta; Hymenoptera; Halictidae. The record is from RefSeq and is a predicted model, not a curated record. Gene Ontology annotation, molecular function: D-type glycerophospholipase activity; phosphatidylinositol binding. Gene Ontology annotation, cellular component: intracellular membrane-bounded organelle.